This is a messenger RNA of Ruditapes philippinarum (Manila clam), 2553 nucleotides long. RefSeq lists its product as uncharacterized. The record is from RefSeq and is a predicted model, not a curated record. The transcript is spliced from 3 exons. NCBI's taxonomy places the organism in Eukaryota, Metazoa, Mollusca, Bivalvia, Venerida, Veneridae. The coding region runs from base 1 to 2553 and encodes 850 amino acids.
AUGGGGAAAUCGCAGGCUCCGAUACAAAAAGAGUACAGAGAACACAAGAAACAACUGUUAGGUGCAGAAUACCAGAAGACGGAGCGAGAAAGGGUUAAAAAGUAUUACAUUCCAUCAGCUGAACUUAGUAACAAAAAGAGAAAACAAAGAAAUGAAAAGAUGAAGGCUGCUAACAAACGAUUUAGAACUAGACGACAAGAGUUGUUGGAUAGAUUACGAAUAUAUGAGUUAAGUAGGACAUCCAAUGAUGAAAGUGGAUAUGCUAGCAUCGGAAGUGAAGCUGCCAAUAGUACAGAAAGUGAUACAGAGAGAGAACCAGUUACAGGUGAUAGAGAACGCUUGAUCGUCAGUCUUCCUGCAAUUAGAAUGAAAUCAAGAGCAAAUGGGGCUAAAAAGGCACGAAGUCGAGCACUUGCUAGGGCACAUAGAUCAAUUGCAACACUGAAAAAGCAAAAGAUAGAUCUUGAAAGGAAGCUGAAAACUAAGGCAAAACAGUUAGAGAGAAUUCGGAAAAAGCCAAUUCCUUCAAUGUCGAAACUCAAUAAAUCUAUAUCAGAGUCAACAACAGAAUGUUUUACACCUGUGUCAGAAAUAAAUAUUUUGUCUUCUAUUAAGAAAGUCGCUGCAGACAUGUCACCAAAAUCAAAAGCGAAGGCAGAAGUUGAGAAGUUAAGACUAACACCAAGAAGAAGAAAAACUGUACAAAGAAAACUUCUUGCUAAUGUUGUUAUUUCUGAAGUGAAGAAUGCCAAAGCUUCAAUUUCAAAGAAGAAAAGAAGUCAAGAAAGAAUAAACGCAUUAAGUUCUGAAAUUGGAUUGUCCAGAAAAGCAAUGAGAAAAGCUGACACUAAAGUUCAUGCAGCUGUAAAAGAAACAAGAAAAUGUGUUUCAAAAAUGAUUGAGAAAAGAAUAGAAGAGUUCCUUGGAAGAGAGGACAACUGCAGAGUUCAGCCUGGGAAGAAAGAUGUGAAACAAGGAAAACAAACCAAAGUCCUCACUGACUACUUGAAGAAUUUGUAUGAGAAGUUUGUUGCUGAAAACAGUGACCUUAAAGUUUCCCUGGCAACUUUCUGUCGUUUACGGCCUAAACACAUUUUGCUAGCAAAGUUCAUAUCAAGAAAUGCAUGCCAGUGUUUGAAACACCAAAAUAUGGCCAUGAAGGUUGCAGCAAUGAGAAAAGUGGGUGCUAAGUUAAGUGAAAAUCCAGAAAAAAUAUGUAACCACAGAAAUAGCGUAGAAGAAUUGGUAGACACAAUUGACUCAGACAUUAAGCUAAUAAAAUACAGACAAUGGAAAAAGGUUGAGCUAGAAAAUAAGAUGAAGAAAAUGAUGAUAGUAGAAAUAGAGGUUACCAGAGAAGAUUUUGUUACAUUAAUCAAGAAGGAAAUUGAAGACUUCUGCGGUCACGUACACAGGGUAAAAUGUCAGUAUCAAGAACUAAAAGCCAAUAAAGAAAGUUUGCAAAAUGACGAGGCGUUCAUUCAGAUGGAUUUUGCGGAAAACUAUACAUGUCGAACAGCUGACGAAGUGCAAACCGCAUACUGGAGCCUGACAUCAGUUACACUGCACCCAGUUGUCAUAUAUUUUAAGAAAGACAGCAGGUUGUGUCAUAAGAGCUAUGUUGUUGUUUCAGACACCAUAACACAUUCUUCCAGCACAGUUGUUGCAUUCCUGGAUGCUGUGUUACCAGAAAUCAAAAGCUUGCUUCCCAACCUCACAAAGGUACAUUACUGGACAGACAGUCCAUCAAGCCAAUACAGAAACAAGUUUAUAUUUAACACCCUCGCAAACCACAAUGAGGUGUAUGGAGUUCGUGCUCAAUUCAACUAUUUCGAAGCAGGCCAUGGCAAAAGUGCAUGCGACGGUUUGGGUGGCACUACAAAAAGAAUGGCUGAUGAGGCAUCUCGUCAAGGGAAUUGUCUUAUUCAAAAUGCUCAUGACUUCUAUAGUUGGGCUAAAUCCUCUUCAAUGUCAGAAGUAACAUUUUUGUUUGUCAGCAAGGAACUUUGCGGGAAAAAACAACAAGAAUUUGCUUCUUUGAACAUCAGACCUGUCCAAAAUACUAUGAAACUGCAUGCUAUUAUGUUUGAUGAUGACAGCAAAGCUUUUAAGACAAGAGAGACGUCCUGUUACUGCGCACAAUGUGCAACAGGAAAACUAUGCAAAACGUGGACUCAGGUUUCUAUGCUUAAGAGUAUUAAUAAGCCAAAGACAUCACUACUAGAAACAGCAACUCAGCAAGGGAGUCCUAAAGAGAUUGACAAUAACAAAGACGACAUAAUUAUUGUCGACGACUUUGUAGCUGUUAUGUAUGAUGGCAUGGUAUAUAUUGGGAAAGUUCAGGAAAUUGAUUCUGAAGAUGGUGAAUACAAGAUUUCUUUCAUUGAAAAAGUGAAGGAACUGUACAGAUGGCCAAGAGCGGAGGACAUUUUAUGGGUUACACAUUCAGAUAUAAUUGGCAAAAUUGAUGAGCCUCAACAAACAGGAAAAUCAAAGAGACUGUUUAGGAUUACGGUGGAAGACAAUACCAUGAUCUCGAAGUACAGCGAAUAA